This is a messenger RNA of Hansenula anomala, 651 nucleotides long. RefSeq names its product hypoxanthine phosphoribosyltransferase (gene HPT1). The transcript has a single exon. Gene Ontology annotation, biological process: GMP salvage; hypoxanthine metabolic process; IMP salvage. Gene Ontology annotation, molecular function: hypoxanthine phosphoribosyltransferase activity. Gene Ontology annotation, cellular component: cytoplasm. The coding region runs from base 1 to 651 and encodes 216 amino acids. Lineage: Eukaryota; Fungi; Ascomycota; Saccharomycetes; Phaffomycetales; Wickerhamomycetaceae. The record is from RefSeq and is a predicted model, not a curated record.
AUGACUGAUAAUCAAGAUAUUGAAGACUCUAAAGUCUACAUUAGUUAUAACCAUGUCCAUCAAUUGAUUCAAGAAGCUGCUCCAAGAUUAAAAAACUUCAACCCAGACUUAAUCAUUUGUGUUGCUGGUGGUGGUUUAAUUCCAGCUAGACAAGUUCGUACUUUCUUGAAGGAGCCAGGCUCACCAAAUGUUCGUAUUAUGGCUGUUGUUUUAUCCUUGUAUGAAGACAUAGGGUCAGUUUCAACUCAAGCUGAAAAACUAGGUAAACAAGUUGUUCGUACACAAUGGUUGGAUUAUAUCAACACUGACUUCACUCUUUUGGGUAAAAACAUUCUAAUUGUUGAUGAAGUUGAUGACACUAGAACCACUUUAAAUUAUGCUGUCACUGAAUUGAAGAAAGAUGUUGAAGAACAAGCAAAGGCAAAAGGUAUUGAUGUUAAAGAUGCUGGAACCAACUUUGGUAUUUUUGUUUUACAUAAUAAACUAAAACCAAAGAAGGCUGAUUUACCACCUGAAGUUUACAAUGAAAAGAACUAUAUUGCUGCCAGAGAUAUUGAAGAUGUGUGGAUUGCUUACCCAUGGGAAUCUAAUGACAUUGUUUAUCACACCAAAAGGGCUGUUGAACAAGGAAAUGAUGUUUUUUUACCAUGA